Molecule: messenger RNA, 1553 nt
Organism: Orussus abietinus
Lineage: Eukaryota; Metazoa; Arthropoda; Insecta; Hymenoptera; Orussidae
Gene: Tsp2A
Product: tetraspanin-2A
Exons: 6
Coding region: 225-1094 (289 amino acids)
Cellular component (GO): membrane
Source: RefSeq, a predicted model, not a curated record
AUUAUAUGGCGUUAAAGUCCUCGGUGGACAUUGACUUCUGAUAAUGAAAAGGGGUACCCCACACGAGUCUGUGAUCGGAAAUAGCUCUCCUAUUUUUAACUUUAGACAAAAAGUAGCCGAUGUUGGUAUGGAUAGCUGGUGAAACGUCGUUAAAUGUGCCGACUUCCCUUCGCUUAAAAUAUCACUGGCCAUGAUUAGUCGCAGAUUGUCGUACGGUUUUCUAAAUGGAUGGAAAUUGUUUAUAUACUUUCAGCGAUAAAGAACUGGUGGCCGCCCAUGUACCUGUCGUCCGCUAUGAUCGUCUCUUCGGCUGGAUCGCGAUCAGCAUUCCUGGUGUUCCCAUCAUUUUCUGCGACGUAUUCGAGUUUCUAAACGCCGAAAUGGCUGCGAAGGGUCAGCUGGAACACGUGGAGGUCCUAAAGUUCAUUAUAUUCUGCUUCAACACUAUAAUAUGGCUCCUUGCUUGCGGAAUGUUUGGACUGUCCAUCUGGCUGAGAAUGGAACCAGGAUUCGAAGAGUGGGUUGGCUUCCUGGAUUUGUGGGACUUCUAUAUAGGCAUCUAUAUCCUCAUCGCUGUUGCAGUGGCUAUCAUGGCGAUCUCCUUCGCAGGCUGCGCAGCUACGUUGGCUGAAAAUGUCCUGGCACUUUACAUCCACAUUGGUGCGCAGCUGUUUUGCUUUGUGUGCGGCUUAGCUGGUGCAGCAGUUCUACUGGAUUAUUCAACUUAUGACAGCAAGAUUCAGCCAAUCAUAAGAAGAUCGAUGACUUCCUUAAUUGUUAAUUCGCACCAUGAAGAUGCUUCGACCAUUCUCAGAAUUGUUCAGGAAAAUAUUGGAUGCUGCGGAGCAGAUGGUCCUAUGGACUAUUUGACGUUAUUAAAGCCCCUUCCAACCGAAUGUAGAGAUACGGUGACAGGAAAUGCUUUCUUCCAUGGCUGCGUCGAAGAACUCACAUGGUUUCUAGAGGCUCGAUCAGGAUGGCUAGCUGGAGUAGCACUGGCGUUAUGCAUGCUUCACGUAGUGCAGGCAGUUCUAUCCCUCAUCUUGAUUCAGGCUCUUCAGAAGGAAAAAAAACUCGCUAUGUAUAAGCAUUAAUUAUAAGAGUAACAUUACUACCGAAUAGCUUUUAGAAGAGGCAAAAUUAUUCAGCGUCAUUCUAUUCACCGUAUUAACAUAAACAUUUAUUUAAUGAAUUCAUAAACUUCCUAAGCAGCCUUCUCAUUAAAUGAUAAGCGCAUCGCAUUCGACUGUGGAAUUAUACCAUAUCGCGGCGCUUAGGAGAAAUAAAUUCAGAUUUCGCUCUCAAUGAUGGUUCCAAAGAAAUUCCAGAGAGUAGCAGAGGGAAUCCAUGCCGUGGAUUUUACAUCGAGCUCCUAGGAGUUGGCCGGAUACUCUUCGAGAUCCCAAGCUGAAGAAACGAGAGAAGAAGCUGAUGACAUGACUGGACAAUUUGUUAAUAUUCUUUCAAACGAGCUCGAGAACUUAUGUACUUGCGCUACUUGUAUAAUAAACUGUAAAAUAAUUAGGGUAAUAAAGCAAGUUAUUGACUAAUAA